UCAGCAAUACUGUCAUGGCGGCGUCCAUUCGACCACGUCUCAUAUCAAGGUUAGCUGUAGUCACAGGAGGGGGCAGUGGCAUUGGGCGUGCAGUUUGUCAGCGCCUUGCUUCAGAGGGGGCCUCACUGGUGGUUGCAGACCGGAGCGUGGAAUCGGCCAAUCAGACCCUGGAAAACCUGUCUCGUGAUCAUAAAGGGCAGGAACACAUGGUGGCAGAGGUGGAUGUUGCUUUCCGCAGCAGUGUGGAGAACCUGCUGAACAGUAUACAGCGACGGUACUUCCAGCCCCCAUCUGUAUGUGUGAAUGCUGCUGGCAUUACACAGGAUGAGUUCCUGUUGAAAAUGGAGGAAGAGGACUUUGACAAAGUGGUUCAGGUCAAUCUUAAGGGCACCUUUCUGAUCACUCAAGCUUUCUCGAGGGCCAUGGUAGCCGCAGGCGCUCCCAAAGGUUCCAUUGUUACCGUAGGCAGCAUCGUGGGGAAGGUGGGGAAUGUGGGCCAGGCCAACUACUCGGCUUCCAAAGCCGGUGUCCAGGGGCUUACCAGAACAGCUGCUAAGGAGCUCAGCAGAUUUGGCAUCCGGUGUAACUGUGUUCUACCAGGGUUCAUCACCACACCAAUGACAGACAAGGUGCCAGAAAAAGUGAUCAGCAGGAUUACUUCCCUUGUGCCCUUGGGGAGGAUGGGAGACCCUGCAGAGGUGGCUGAUGUGUGUGCCUUCCUGGCUUCUGAUGACAGUCUCUAUAUCACUGGAAGCUGUAUAGAAGUCACAGGAGGGCUUUUCAUGGGCUGACUCAAGACCGCAUAUGGAGAAUGACCGCCAUUAGGCCUUACAUUUUUCUUAAAUAUAUAUGUACAUAAUAUGAUUAUACUAUUUGUAUUAUAAAAUACUAUUUUUGUAAUUUGCAUGCAUUAGCAAAAUAAAACACUUAAAUUAUAAUAAAUUGUGUAAUAUGUAAUAACCACUGUGCCAAUGGAUAAAAUGCACCAGCCCCUCUUAUAUGCAGAUAUGGAUUACUUUUUUACAGAGUAGCCUACUUACUGUAAGUGCUACAGGACAGACAUACAGGGAUAUAAACACACACACCUAUACACACUCUCUCUCUCUCUCUCUCUGAGUUAAGUACUAUUGCAACAAGAGACACUAAUGUACAGGCUGUGAAAGUGCCUCAGCAUGUGGUUUAAUGGGAAACCGAACAGAAAAAAAGGACGGUGAGCUCAGACACACACACACACACACAAAAUCUCAAACUGUGGAAACAUGAUCAAAAGCCAAAGCAAGGAAUACUGCACAGCCACCAGAGAGAACAAAGGUGAAAGAUGUCUGAGAAUUCAGACCAGGUGAAGGCUGUGUGCUUUCUGUGGUGCACUGCGGCUAUUGGGUGGAGUUUAUUUCUGGUCAUCUUGACUGAUGAACCAUGGAGGAUAGUGAACGUAUUAUUUACUGACUGCAGUGAGAAAAAGGAGGUGAAAUUUAUU
Molecule: messenger RNA, 1477 nt
Organism: Alosa alosa (allis shad)
Lineage: Eukaryota; Metazoa; Chordata; Actinopteri; Clupeiformes; Clupeidae
Gene: hsd17b8
Product: hydroxysteroid (17-beta) dehydrogenase 8
Exons: 9
Coding region: 15-791 (258 amino acids)
Molecular function (GO): oxidoreductase activity, acting on the CH-OH group of donors, NAD or NADP as acceptor
Source: RefSeq, a predicted model, not a curated record